CCUAUGGAUAUGGAUAAAAUAUAAAAGGAAGAUGGCGAUUUCGCUGCUGUCGGGAUUGUGGCUCUUGUCUGCAGUUAAUACCAGUUUAAAUUCUUAUUGACUAUUGUGAUUUAAAUAAGUUGUAAUUUUAGUGAUCAAGUGAGAUUUGCUUAAAACAAAGUUAAAAUCUGAUUUUUCGGAACAUAAUUACAAUGGAUGUAAAUAACAUCGCAGAAAUAAAAGAUGGCGAUCUUGCCCGACCACUUUUAGUGGUAGAAGCGCCACCUAUAGUUGAGGCAUCGAAACCAAAGCAUGAAACUAAUUUCAAAAAGAAGAGAAGGCGCGGGAAAACUAAACGCAAAAUUAUGAAACCGUUUUCAAAAGUUCCUUGGCAAGAACGUAGGAAGAACGAUCAAUCUAAAAGAAACAAUAGAUUUCGUAAAAUCGUUUUGUCUAAAACUCAGGCACCAUUUAACAACAAUCAGUUUCUAAUGGAAAUUCAUAAACCGGAGCCAGAAAAUAAUUUCCAUAAUUUAAGAACGCCUUCAGCGCGUACUCGCGAUUCUAGCUUCAGUGUUGAUUCCGAAGAUAAUUAUUUCUAUUCCUUACCUGAAGAUGAAGAAGAAUAUUUGACUAAAGAAUUCUCAAGCGUGUACGAAGACGCACAAAGUGAACGUUUAAAUAACAUGUCCAAAACUGAGUUGAUCGAAGAAUACCUUGUUCUACAAACUAAGUAUGAUAACCUUGUUAAAAGAACCGAGCGUUAUAAAUUAAAGGAGUCGGAAUCGGAUAAUGCCACUAUCAUAAUGGACAAAGAUUCUUCUAACACCGAUAGAGAAAGCAUGCUGACUGAUCAAGACACCUCUGAGACCUCUGCAUCUUGUUCUACCGAUGAGCCUUCUAUGGUGGAGCUGAUGCAACGUCUUAAAGAGCAAGACGAACAAAUUCGCGAUCUCCAAGUUGUGAAUGAUAGGUUGAAGUUGGAAAAUGAUCAUUUGACUCAUCAGUUACAGGUCAUUACCACAAGUGAAGAUUCGGAAAGCGACAGUUCCUCCAGUUCCGACAGCGCAAGCAAUUCCAGCCGAUGUGAUACCCCUGGCACUGAUCCUCCAUCUACAAAUGAAGUUGUUACUAAUGGAAAUCAACUUGAAACAAAUGGCAUACAUGAGAACACUGAAGACUUGCAAUCAAGCUCUCCGGUUCUUAAUGGUUAUCACAACCCCAGUGAAUAGGGUGGAGAAUGUUUGCUUACAAUAAGGGAUAAUACCUGAUGGGCCGAUCGGUCCACCAACCAAUCGAGACAAUGGGAUUUUUCCUAUUGGGCCAAUUAAAUCCAUACAAAGAAUCUAAAAAAAAACAGGUUUGAGUGAUUGAUGGGACAAUCAGCCCAAAAGGUAACCAUAAUAAAUCACUAAGAUUUAGGUCUGCGAUUGGAAGAACAUGGAGCAUAAUAUAGGUGUUUAUUUGCUUGCCUGAAAUAUUUAGUGACUUGUUAUUGUACAAAUUUUGGAUAGUUUUUUACUGUAAUAAUGUAAUUGUGAGAUCUCAUUUAUUAGGUUUAGUUGUUUUCCUGUGAUGUCCUUUUGGAUAUUUUGUCAGUAGUAAUAUUAAAUUAUUCUAAAAUUGUGUAUAUAUUCCAAGGAUAGAUCUCACUUUUAUAUUUGUACAGUUGUAUGUAUUAAUAUUACCCAUUAAGUUAAUAUAUUUUAGUUUGUUAAGUCAUUAAAUGUGGUUAUUGUUUGUUGUUGCUAUAUUUUAAUUCUUAUUGUAAAACCAAAUUGUAUAUGAUAAUUAAUUUUAAAAUUUCACCUGGAUUUUAAGACAACUUAGGUUAAAAAUGUGUUGAAAUCAGCUACAUCUUUUCUAUCCGAUUAAGAAUUUGUUGACAAUAUUUUCAUCAAUAUAGCAGGAACAAAAUUAAAAUACAUACAUGGACCUUCCAUUUUAGCUAAAAAAAAGUUGUUGAUGUAUGAUAACAUAUAUUUAAAGUUAUAAAUGGUUAGCAACUGUAAGAAAGCUUAUUAGAUGCAUUUAAAACUUUAAUAAUUCCAUGAAUAAUGUCAUCACAUUUAUAUGCAUAAUGAUUUUCUUAAAGAUAAAACAUCACAUAAAAGU
This is a messenger RNA of Papilio polytes (common Mormon), 2094 nucleotides long. RefSeq lists its product as uncharacterized. Gene Ontology annotation, biological process: negative regulation of transcription by RNA polymerase II; negative regulation of cyclin-dependent protein serine/threonine kinase activity. NCBI's taxonomy places the organism in Eukaryota, Metazoa, Arthropoda, Insecta, Lepidoptera, Papilionidae. Gene Ontology annotation, cellular component: nucleoplasm; cytoplasm; nucleus. The record is from RefSeq and is a predicted model, not a curated record. Bases 192 to 1211 code for a protein of 339 amino acids. Gene Ontology annotation, molecular function: cyclin-dependent protein serine/threonine kinase inhibitor activity; 7SK snRNA binding. The transcript has a single exon.